AUGAUACGUGAAUUUUAUGACAGUUCUGAGGAUGACGACAUGGAUAACCAAUAUCAGAUAGAUCCUGAGUGUGCGGUGCUCACACGGCCUGACCGCGAUAUGCAUAAUAGAUGCUGCGGUGGCAAAGCUUGGUGCAUUAAGGAUAUAUGCGGCAUAAUAUGCGCAGCGCUGACAUGGCUGCUGAUCUUGUAUGCGGAGUUUGUGGUGAUGAUGGUCAUGCUUCUUCCAAGCCUCAAUACUUACCCCGUGUACAGCUACAUCAAUAUUUUCUUCUAUCAGACUCUUGCUUUACUCGCCUUCGCCUCGCACCUUAGAACUAUGUUCACAGAUCCAGGCGCAGUUCCAAAAGGCAAUGCGACUAAAGAGAUGAUAAAGCAAAUGAGCUUUCGCGAGGGUCAAGUGAUUUUCAAAUGCACCAAGUGCUGCAGCAUCAAGCCGGAGCGGGCGCACCACUGCUCCGUCUGCCAGCGCUGUAUACGCAAAAUGGACCACCAUUGCCCAUGGGUCAACAACUGUGUCGGAGAGAACAAUCAGAAGUACUUUGUCUUGUUUACCUUCUACAUCGCGGCUCUGUCGACGCACUCGCUUACGCUGGCGGUGUACCAGUUCGUGACCUGCAUCCGGCACGAGUGGCGCGACUGCAGUGCUUACUCGCCGCCGGCGACUGUCGUGCUGCUGCUGUUUCUCAUCGCCGAAGCGCUGCUCUUUGCUAUCUUCACCGCGGUCAUGCUCGGCACGCAGCUGCACGCCAUAUGGAACGACGAAACUGGUAUUGAACAACUGAAGAAGGAGCAGGCGCGAUGGGUGCGGAAGUCUCGAUGGAAGAGCAUACAGUCAGUGUUCGGACGAUUCUCCAUUUUCUGGUUCUCGCCGUUCACCCAGCCGUCACCCAAGACCAAGCUGGAGAGUUAUCUGUACAGUGUGUAAAUAACUAGACAUGUGAUGAGGCAGACUGGUACACCAACAGGUAGACACAGGUUUCGCUUAAACACCAUUAACAAAGUUAUAAUCUGAAGCUACAACUUGCUAAUCGUCUCUCUCUUGACUAGGGGUCGUAUUUUAGAACUCUACUCAAUGCUCAAGUCAGGACUUGAGCAGACUUGAGUAUGAUUUCAAGCACUGGAAAUACGACCCUAAUGGCAAGG
This is a messenger RNA of Hyposmocoma kahamanoa, 1145 nucleotides long. Its product is annotated as palmitoyltransferase ZDHHC3. The transcript is spliced from 5 exons. Gene Ontology annotation, cellular component: Golgi apparatus; endoplasmic reticulum. Lineage: Eukaryota; Metazoa; Arthropoda; Insecta; Lepidoptera; Cosmopterigidae. Gene Ontology annotation, biological process: protein targeting to membrane; peptidyl-L-cysteine S-palmitoylation. The record is from RefSeq and is a predicted model, not a curated record. Gene Ontology annotation, molecular function: protein-cysteine S-palmitoyltransferase activity. Bases 1 to 927 code for a protein of 308 amino acids.